UUUCUUCUUCCUUGCGUUUCUGUAUGCCCUUCUCUUGCAAUUAAUGCACCACCCGCCCAUCUUCACCAUCAACUCUUAUUAAUUCUCUUACCCUUUCCUGUUUUCAUUCCCUCUCCAUCUCUCUCUCUCUCUCUCUCUCUCUGCCCUGCCCUGCUUCUGCUCUCUUAUCCUUUUAUCUCAAGCCUCAUUUCUCCAUUCCCAAGGUGAUGGGUGUCCUCUAGCCUUCCUAAUCCUCUCUUCUCCCUUCCCUUUUGAAGUAACCACCCAUCGUCAUUUCUCAUCUUACUUAUGCAGGCUCGAUUCCAAGUUCCUCCAUCCGAAAUUCUUUGCGGAAGUAAACGACGAAAAGUCAGUGAAGAUCUCUGUUUCCAAUUAAGUGAUUUUUUGUUCAUGGGCGGGCUUUUCCUCCCAUUCCCAGGCUAGGAUCUUUGAGACCUUAAGUUAUCCAUUGAUUUACCUGUCUUCUUCUAUAAGCCGUUUUCAUCAUUCAUUUGCAGAACCGCUGGCAGAUCAUCAAAUUUGACUAAGCUAGAAAGAUUCAUUUUCGGACAUUAAAGUGUGAAGUGGGUCAUACUUUUUGAAUUUUGACUAUUAUUGGCUUGCGAUCUCAGAAGUUUAUGUGAGAUCUGUAUUGGAAAAAAAUCAAGGGAACUUGGCUUCAAUUUCACUGGAUCAGAUGCCUUGUUCGUGGAGCUGAUCAAAUGGGGUGUUGUGUCUCCACAAGCAGUCGGAGUACUUGUAGUAGUAGGAGCAACGGUGACACGAUCUCUCCAUCUUGUUUGGAAGUUGGUUUCUGUGGGCAAAAGAGAACAAGGAGAACAUUCUCUGAUCAUGUCAUUGCUCUGCAGCAUCUUCCGUCCCUACCUAAUCGAAUCUUAACCAAUGGAAAGAGCCGGACUUCUUGCAUAUUCACACAGCAAGGCAAAAAGGGUAUCAAUCAGGAUGCCAUGAUUGUAUGGGAAGACUUUAUUUCGGAUGAUGCCAUUUUCUGCGGUGUCUUUGAUGGCCAUGGUCCAUAUGGUCAUGUCGUUGCACGCAAUGUGAGGGAUACCUUGCCUGUAAAACUACUUUCAUUUUUGCAUUCUUGUGAAUCGAAGAGAAAUGGGUCAGGCUCAGGCAAAGCUUGUUUCAAAGCGAAUGGGAAUACUGAUGAUGGAGUCUGUGAGAAGGAUUGUUCUGCUGAGGAUAUUGUGAAUUCUCUCUGGAGAGAAGCUUUCAUGAAGGCUUAUAAGGCAAUGGACAAAGAACUUAGGUCUCAUCCAAAUCUGGACUGCUUCUGUAGUGGGAGCACGGCUGUCACUAUAGUGAAGCAGGGUUCAAAUCUGUUCAUGGGGAACAUUGGGGAUUCGCGAGCAAUCAUGGGAUCCAAAGACAGCAAUGAUUCAAUGGUGGCCAUUCAGUUAACUGUUGAUUUGAAGCCUGAUUUGCCAAGGGAAGCGGAAAGAAUUAAACGGUGCAAAGGCAGAGUAUUUGCACUGCAAGAUGAGCCUGAAGUUCCCAGAGUGUGGUUGCCUUUUGAUGAUGCACCAGGAUUAGCAAUGGCUCGAGCAUUUGGAGAUUUCUGCUUGAAGGAGUAUGGUGUGAUUUCCAUACCUGAGUUUUCUCAUCGGCUGCUUACAGACAAAGAUCAGUUCAUUGUUCUUGCUUCUGAUGGGGUGUGGGACGUGUUGAGCAAUGAAGAGGUGGUUGAGAUAAUAGCUUCAGCACCGACUCGAUCAUCAGCUGCUAGGAUUCUGGUGGAUUCCGCAGCUCGGGAGUGGAAGCUUAAGUAUCCAACAUCAAAGAUGGAUGACUGUGCUGUGGUCUGUCUCUUUUUGGACGGGAAGAUGGACUCAGAAUCCGAUUAUGAUGAGCCAGGCUUUUCUUCAGCGACCAUCCAGAGCAACCAUUCCGGCAAUCCAGUUGAAUCAGAUGACGGCCAGAAGUCUGAGCCAUCUCUGCACCGGAACUUCACUGUGAGAUCCUCGGAUGAAAAUGAGACUUAUGGAGGGCUGCCUGUAGACGUCGAAGAUGGAGCGACAUCAUCUGUAGAAGAUCAAAACUGGUCAGGUUUGGAAGGUGUGACCCGUGUAAAUUCACUGGUCCAGCUUCCUCGAUUUUCCGAGGAAAGACCAACCCCUUGAAUCCUGUUGGAUUUUGGUUUGUAGACAAGAAAUGAGAAUGCUUUGUUGUAACACUUCAAGCUAUACUGUGAAAUGUGAAUUCAAAGAAGUAACUGUUUUGUUGGAGAAAUUUUAGCUGAUUUUGUUA
Messenger RNA from Prosopis cineraria, 2250 nucleotides. Its product is annotated as probable protein phosphatase 2C 52. The transcript is spliced from 7 exons. The record is from RefSeq and is a predicted model, not a curated record. Gene Ontology annotation, molecular function: protein serine/threonine phosphatase activity. The coding region runs from base 702 to 2123 and encodes 473 amino acids. Gene Ontology annotation, biological process: protein dephosphorylation. NCBI's taxonomy places the organism in Eukaryota, Viridiplantae, Streptophyta, Magnoliopsida, Fabales, Fabaceae.